Molecule: messenger RNA, 670 nt
Organism: Morus notabilis
Lineage: Eukaryota; Viridiplantae; Streptophyta; Magnoliopsida; Rosales; Moraceae
Exons: 2
Coding region: 99-485 (128 amino acids)
Cellular component (GO): mitochondrial large ribosomal subunit
Source: RefSeq, a predicted model, not a curated record
GAAAGAACUCUUGGGAGCAAAUAAAACAACUCGGAAAUACUAAAACCCAAACCCUCGAAACUGAAUCAGAGAGAGAGAUAGAGAGACAGAGAGAGAGAAUGUUGAAGUUCCUGUCGAGAGUGAAGAUCGAGUUCAACGCAUUGGAUCCACGCACAGCGUCGUGCAUGGAGUUCUUGGCACAGUGCAACGCUCGCAAGGCGAAGGAGUCGAACCCGGCCAGUCAGGUCCUCGUCAAGCGCCGGACCGACGACGAGCCGCCCAAGAUCGCCGUCACCUUCGUAAACGGAGUCGAGGAAGUCUUCGACGCCACGUCCACGCCUGCCCAGAGCAUAACGACCAUGAUUCUCCAAAAGGGUCAGUCCCUCGAGACCGAGCAGAUGUUCCGCGAGGCCGGCGAGCCCUGGCCCGUCCUCAUUCCCGAGGAGGAGCUCCACCAGCCGGCACCGGUAACAAAGCCAAGGAAAGCAAAAGAGAAGAAGCAAUAACCGUAUUUUUGAGAUUGUAAGGGCAGUAUUUUUGAGAUUACAAGGGCACAAGUCUGAUGUACUUCAAUGGACUUGUAUCAUUGUGGUGAGGUUUUCUAUAUGCAGGAAAAUAUUCGAAUGGUGCUUUGUAUUUUGAUGCUCGUAAUUUUCACUUUGAAUGAAGAUUUUAUUUGCUUCAUGAUGAA